CGCGCACCUCGCCCGGACGACGCACGACACGACUCGAACGCGACUAACAGUGCUAACGAACUAAAUAUACGUGAAAACAAGUGAAGUGUGCUUUCAAUGGUAACGGGCUAACUAACAGGAUGUCUGAGGGUGACGUGUCACUGAUCCACGACGAGGACGUGCUGCGCCGAAUGUGGCAGCAGACGGAGGAUUUUUCCCGCAAGAAGGAGAUCCGCGCACACAUGUAUCGCCUGCGCGAGGAGCGCCUGCGCAACCUUUACUCGCCCGAGCCCACGCUCGAUGCUAAAGGUUCAGAGCUCGGCGCGCGGAGCCACGGGCGCUCCUUCGCGGACCAGAGCUUCCAGAGUCUCAAGAGCAAGGAGGUCCGCGACGCGGGCUCUCCGCCUAAGGACUUCUACGGACAAGAUCUCAAGGAGCUCUCGAAUGCUGGAUGGAACGUGGAGUCAGAAAACAGAACGACAGACGACGGCCACACGCACGUCAAGUCCAUCAACGCCAACAUCGAGGGACGAUAUGACGUGGACGGCGGGAAGGGACAGUUCGCCGCCGUCGACCAGCACCGGCAGGCCGUCACCGAGUACCACGACGACCACUCCAGUCUGAAGAGGAACGAGAGCAGCUCCAACACCGCCGCGCACGAGCAGGUGCUGCGCCAGACUGACGAUGGCUCACACUUCUCUUCCUCUUCAACUAAGACUUCGAGCUCUUCCAAAUUCCAGCAGGUCUCAACGAAACAAGAAUCAGUGCCAUAUGUUACCAACGAUGAUUAUAAGUCUACUCGACAAAACGACGAGAUUACAAAAGUCACGAAGGCGAGCGAUUUCGAACAGAAUUUGAGAAGUCACGAUGGCGAGCUAGUGUCAAGGAAGAUUGACUAUCCGGACAGCAAUACGAAAGUGAUAAUAGAAACACGGGAACUCCCUGAUGGGACGCGCGUCACCAGCACGCGGCGGGAGUACCGUGCCCCCGCCGUCUCCACCGCGCGCUCCGAGCACUCCUCCACACAAACCAGGAGCGAAAACAAAUCCUCCUACACAUCCAAACAUGACGUGAAGGAAACUUCAAGAAAAACCAGCGAAGACUUUGACAACAGGAUCACGAACAUCGUCGAUUCUCAGAGAAAUAUUGAUGACUACGAUUUUAAGAGAAAUUUACGCAGCGAUUAUUCGACUACUACGCAAAAGGAUGAACAUGCUGUAGAAACAUCUCGACAGAAAAUAAAUCAGCAGCGUUAUGAAACUGUUGAUAAUAUUGAUCGGCGAGAAGUUACCUCGCAAGAUACUCGACGUGCAUUCAACACGAAUGUAGACACCACAGAUAGAAAAGUCCUGACAACUCAUGACACAAGGCGAGAUUAUGAAACAAACAUUGACAAGACCGAUCGGCGCGACAUUCGUACUUCCCAUGAUACUCAGCGGGUCACCGAUGAUAGAAAGGUAGAUGACAUCACAACGAACGGAGAACGCAUUCAUCAUGUCACGAAAGAUAAGAAAGUUGAAGAAGUGGUAGAGAGGAAAGUUAGUUCUGAUCAAUAUCAGACCACUUAUCAGUCUGAUUUCACACGAAAGAAGAUAAGCCAAGACCUGAGCCCUACCCACCAAGCGUGGGCGAGCACGCUGCGUGGUGACUCUCCGUCUCCAUCGCGGCCCACCACCAGGGCCUCCUCGCCGGGCAACAGGACUUUCCAGUCUAGCACUUCGUCACUGAGAAGUAGCGUAAGCCCAGACAAGACCUACAGAAAGCCUUCAAGCCGCGGAGGUAGCCCUAGCAAAGUGGACAGGUACUCGCCAUCUCGCACCGACACUGACAGAUACUCCACCACUCACUCCACUCAUUCAGUGACUGAGACCAAAACGAAUAGAUAUACCAGCCCAGACCGGAAACCACCGCAGCACACGUCCCCGAGACAUAGUGCGAGCCCCGACCGCAAGCCAUCUGACAGCUAUCGCAAAAGACCGAGUGCUAGUCCUGAAAAGCGACCACAAGAUGCCACAUUUAGGCAUAGUAUGAGUCCUGAAAGGAAGCCAAGUCACAGAUCUAGUCCAAGCCCUACAGAAGGCACUCGUUACACUAGUCCGUCUAGACCUUCACAUAGAGAAGAGUCUCCGAAUAAGCCAUACACUCACAAACCUUAUCAGAUCUCCGAAACCGAUUUUAGUCCUAAAGCACCUGACUAUCCUCGUCACGUCUCUUCUUCGAGACACAGCCAAAGUCCGGAUCGCAAGCCAGGCUACCAAACACCUUACACAUCAACCCGACCGAGUUCGGAGAAAUCACCGAAUGAUUCAACUCCUACCAGGCCAAGCGUGAGCCCCGACAGGAAGCCUGGCUACAUGAGACCAACAGCCAGUAGACCGACUUCAGAUUCAACGCCUACGAGAAAUGCGUCUUCUCAAAGUCCGGAGCGUAAACCGUUUGAACAUACCAGGACUACUAGCAACGUCAAGGCAGACCACUAUAAAUUCAUAGAUGAGGAAACUAAAAUGUACACUCGCACUGAUAAAACCAAUACAGACUACUCAAGAACCUCUCCUGCUAAACCAGUACAUGGAAAGAGCCCCUCGCCUGUAAGGAAGGUUCCAGGAGAUGAUACGCCAGACCACUGCCGGCCUGAGUCUCCAUCCCGCUCCACAUUGCGCAUGGGCUCUCGCUCGCCCUCUCCACCCAAAGGCCCAGUGACAUUCCACGAUCAAGUAGACAAGAGCAAAUUUGUGUCAACACACACCACUACUAGCGAUGACUAUUCAGUUGAUAAGACUAUGAAGACUAUUCGUAGUGAUAAGGACACUCCAACAUCGCCAAAACGCAACACUCCCAUGAGGGAGCCUUCACCAACAAAAUAUGGGACGUACGACAAAAAAACUAGGCAUUCCGAAGAGCUGGACGAAACCACAAUCAACAAAAACACUACAAACAUCAAAUAUGACACCUUGACAAAGCGUGAUACGUCAACGAAAAUAAGUAGUGAGUUUGAUAAAACAACAGAAACAUCCAGUGUAACACGUAGAAAUGAAAAAGAUACGCCAACAACGCCUCAAAGGAAUGCCCCAGUAAGAGAGCCAUCACCUUCUAAAUUUGGAACAUAUGAGAAGAAAACUCGCCGAUCUGAAGAUACAGAGGAUGUCAAAUAUGUCACCAAGGAAACUAGAGAAGAUAAAUAUGAUUCUUUGACUCGUCGGGAAAAAGCUAUUUCAAGAAAAACCCCUGAAGUACCCAGUUCACCGACUAGAAAAUCUCCUAGAGAAACUGUUUCCCCAUCGAAAUCACCUUCUAAAGAUACCAAGUAUAAACACACCACGGAUUUCAUCUCAACCGAAAGAACAACAGAGGAAAUAAAUAAGAAAACUGUAAAAGACCGACCUCGUCAACUGAUCACUCCGUCCACCAGCCCUACUAGGAAGCCGAAGACAGUCGAAAAAGAACCUUCUACGGGGCAGAGCUCCCCUACAACAUCCGUUAGUGGAUUCGUAUAUUUCAGCUCUCCACCGCUGCAACAAACCAUCGUCACAGAUCUUGAUGACGCUGAAAGUUAUUAUGAAACUAUAACGACCGACGAAACCACAAACACAUACAAAAGACCAGAACAUCUGCCCCUGGAGAGAUCUACAUCUCCAUCGAAAAUUCCUUGUCGAUCGCCUUCACCUGAAAAGAAAACUUCUCCUAUUAAGGAAGUCCUUCCUAGAAAAAGCUCUCUGAAAAAACCUUCCGCAGGCAUUAGCCAGGUAACGCCCACUGAGAAACCGCCAUCGACUUUCACCGUGUCGCCUACAGUGGAAAUAAAGGAUGUGCCGGCACAUAAGGCCGUGAAGAAAGAUAAUCCGGAUAAAACCGAUGCAAGCCCUCCAGCUAAAGUAAAACCACCAUUUGAAAGAAGGGAGACUUAUGAAGAGAGAUGUCGCAAGAUACUCGGUAUGAUGGAAGACACAAACAAAACCACAUCUAAAGUAACUGUUACUUCCGACAAAACAUCAUAUCUAAAGGAGCCAGAAUCUAAUCGAAGCUCUCCGAGCGUAUCACCGUGUCUUAGUCCGGAUCCGAGGGAAGGAUCUCCAUUGAGACAAAAUGUAUACAAACAAGAAGUAACGAAUACUAAAGAAAAAGUUACUGACUUUAUUACGCAAGAAAAAGACGACCUAAUCAAAACUACUCAAGUCCGUCGUGAGAAGACUCCUUUCUGUAAUUUCAUCCGAAUUAAAAAAACUGGAGUUACAAAACAAAAUAUUUCUGGUAAAACUUCGCCUACUAAGAUUCAUCGAAUAAUUCCGUCACCUACAAGAGUAUCUGAACCGGACACUAAAAGAACUCCGGUUCACAAAAAUGACCUUAACAAAGAAAACGUCAGCCCUAAGAAAACUGACGCUAAAGUUACACGAACCGCCAGUGACAUGUCUAUCAAAGCGAAAAAGCCAUCGCCUCAGAGAAUGAAAUCUAAACCAGAGAUACAAGUAAGCGACAUGUCAACAAAGACAACUAGACAGACUGUCACAACGAAGACACAAAAGUCUACAAUCAAAGAACCCCAAAUGAAGCUUGCUCCGAAGCCCAAGUCAGCAACCGCGUUAAACAUGGCAACAGAUGAUGAUGAUGUACUUAUCGAUGUCGAGCAAGCCAAAUCAUCCCGAGAGAAUUCUCCAGAUCGCAUCUGUCCCACCCCAGUCAAUUUUAUGGACGAUGUUCAGACACCCAGACUUCCUGAUGAAGUUAGUGAACCAGACGAUGAGUUCCGUCGAAGAACUCAUCAUACUAUUCACGAAACUGAGUCGCUUGUCGAUGAUAUUGUUGAAAUAUCCGAAGAUGAGGAACUGUUUGUAAGGAGAACCCAAGAUGAUAUAGUCGAAGCUGACGAUUGCCUUUUGAGUGUUACUGAUAAAGUUUCUAAAUUUACAAAUAAAAUUGAUACUGUCACUAAAUCUAAGGAAGCUGCAAAGCACUUUAAAGAUACAGAAAAACGAGUUCAUUCUGAUUUUGUCGAAGAUAACCUUAAAUCUGACGAGUGUUUGCUAUCGGUUUCUGAGAAAGUAAAUAAAUUUGCUAAAGGGCCAAGGGACGCGAGAGACAAGAGUCCAUCGCGCCGUGUCACUGAUGAAUAUGAUGUCAAUACUGUAUACCAAGAUGAUUACACGAAAUUGAGUGUCAAUGACAAAGCGCAUCUCUUUGUAGAGACUGCAGAAAAUGUAAAAGCUCCUAAGAUAAAACCAUCUAAUAAAAUAGAGCGCCCUAAUCUUAAAAAUGUUGAUGAAUCAUUGAAGAGUGAUGACUGCUUACUGAGCGUAUCUGACAAGGUCAAUAAGUUCGUUAAAACAGCUGAACAAUUUUUAAAUGAGACACAUAGCACUGAAGAGAAAGAAAAGAAGAUCAAAGAGCAACACGAAGAAAUUAUGAGGAAAAUUGUUGAGAGUGUAGAUGAAGAGACGGAAAUAAAAGACAUCAAAACUGUCACAAAGCAAGGCUCUACAGAAAAAUAUCUAAAUUCUCGAGAUCAAAGACAAGGAUCUUUCUCAAAGGAAACGACUUCCUCCCACGCAAAAACUAAGGACUACGCCAGUCCUAACAUCAAACCAGUCGAAAAAAUACCCGCAGUAAAAAUAACAACUCUACGCAGUAGCGAGGCAGUGAAGAAGGCAAAAGCACUUUUUGAGAACAUUGCAACAACUCAGAAAACCAAGGAUACUGUUGAUGCCAAGAGUACAAAGACAGCGAAGUUAACAGAUAUUGGUGUUAUAAAAAAAUCGCCGAAAACUGAUUCGACCAUAGUUCUUCACCCAUCCCUUGAUGACGGUUUCCCAACAGACGUAAGCGAUGUUCCGAACGCACCUACUGAGAAGGAUGUCACGGAUCGUCCCUCAAGCGGUUUAUUGACUAGACCGCAACACCCAGCUCCUAAUCGUGACGAGAAGCCGAGAGACAGCCCGGCUCGUCUUGCCCAUCAUUCACCACAAAUCGCUCGCACUAAGUCGCCAAUGCGACAAACAAUCGAAACCGCCACUACUACGAGGACAGUUAUUUCUAGGCAUCCCACAUCGCAAAGGCCAGAAUCACCAAAGCCUCGUCAGCCAGAAGCGGAAAAGUCGCACGAGAAAGUUCCCGGUUAUCAGAGGCCUACCAAGACGACUCAGAUUCGAGACGAGACCAAAGUGGAGGAAGUGGAAGUGAGCAGCCGCCGCGGCAGCGGCAAGUUCGGCGUGGAGCUGCGGCGCACCAGCCUCGAGCGCAGCACCACCAGCAGCGAGCGCCGCCGCUCCAGCCUCGACCACCACCAGCCCUGCAUCGAGGACGUCUUCGACCUCGACCUGUUGGAACAAAUGUUGGAAAAGGUCGUGGGUUACGAGCAGAGGCGACGUAUCAGAGCUCAAAUAAGAGUCGCUAAGAAGAGGAUGGAAGCCGAACACGUAACGGAUACUAACACGUUUACUAAAACUACGAAGCAUACUUUUGUGAGUACUCCGAAGAACAGAUCCCCUGAACGGCAGGCCAAGCCUAAAUCUCCAGAACAGCGAUUGAGACCAACCUCGCCGGAACACCACUUGAGGAACAAAACUCCAGAGGUGCAAAGAGUGAGGUCUCCGGAGCGGAAACCCAAGUCAACUCCACUGAAGACAGUCUCCCCCGAACGCCACAUUAAAACGGUGACACAGAAAACCGUAUCUCCCGAUCGCAAUCACUCCAAGGAACAUACGAAGCCUAUUUUGAACGGACAUGCCAAGGAACCUACUAAGGUCAUACAGGACACUCACCGUAGGCCCCACAGCCCUGAAAAGCCCGUUCUUAAAUCUACUCCAUUGAAAACUAGGAGCCCAGUCCGCCAGCGUAGUCCGGACAAAAAGACGCGACCCCUGUCCCCGAGCAAAACGGCUUCUCCGAAACCGAAGACCAACCGCUUCAACGAAUACGCUACCGCUUACAUGAAAAAGGUCGGUCUCAAUGAAAACGACAAGCUAAAGUUCUCGGAGGUGAGCAACAAAAGAACUGUAGAGCAAGAAAACCAAAAGAACCUAUCGCAUUCUCAGAAAUACGAAAGCAAAGUUACUACAAAAUCGUACGAGCGUAAAACAUCUAACGAUACAAUUGAAACGCACUUGAACGGUAAACGGUCACCGUCGCCUAAGCGGAAAUCUCCGAGUCCUGUAGAGCGAAUGUAUCAGCGCUCACCGAGUCCGGAAUGGAAGAUUCCUCGAGAAGGUAUAAAGAAGGAGACUAUAAUCAAGACAACGAUAGAGGUGAAGCCAAAGCAGGAAGAGAAGCCAUCGUGGGUGACGAACCGUAACCUGAAGAAGACGACGUCGGAGACGCGGACGUUCAGCAGCAGGCGGCUGGAGGGCGAGAAGCCGCGGCGUGCGGCGAGCCCGUCCAAGGCCAUCGCCAAGCCGCUCGACGUCAUCACGUCCAGCUACGGGCCCGGCCCGCUCGACGCCGACGGCCGGCCGCUCUUCGGCAUCAAGGCGCUGAGAAAUGGCGCUUCCAACUAUCAAGUAAAAGGCACGGUGGUCCGCCAAGAGUUCCACUCACGCAACGGCGGAGCACCGGAGGGCGAAGUCACUGUGACGGCGUACGCAUCAGACCCGGCGGCUCUCGAGUCACUCCUGAAGGCUCAAGGAGAACCUCCUUCAAGACUACAUGGACUAGCUGCUAUCACUACCACGAAGAGAUUCGGGGGAGACACUGGAGCUACUUACAACGAGGCGCACACGAAGGAAGAGCGCGCAACCUCUGGAACAGUUCACGCACAGCGACCGUCGCGAGUCAGACUCAGGCGGCGUCAGCAUCACCGACGUCUCCGACAGAAGCGAGAAGAGAAGAAUGGAGAAGACCGACAGCCAGCGGAGAAUGUUGGAGAAGAAUGGAGGGAGGAUAGGAAGACGGUGCGGCAGAGCUCCGUGAAAUCGCUCACGGAGAAGUACAUUAAGAGUGCAUCUGAUACAACGAAGAGCGAGCGGAGCGCGUAUCCAAAAGCUGGUCUGAUCCUGCGCAGCGCCGGCCUGCGAGACAGCGUGUCCAGCGACUCUUCACAACACGCUGGUCUAGCGCGUACGGACAGCGAGCACAGCCUCGGCUCAGUCGAAGACGCCAUCAUCACCACCACAAGCGACCGCAACGGUCGCACCACCACCACCACUGAACGCCACGGCGGUCGCACCACUACCACUACCACCACAACGACUAGAGUGGGGGAAAGACCGCAGUCCUUCCUGGACAGUACAACGAAGGUCACUGGGGUACAGGACAUCUUGACCAGGAUGAAGAACGCUGAUAUUGUAAUCGAACAAGGCGACACAAACGAAGACACGGAAGCGCGCGCGCUGCUCAACAAGUUCCUGGGAGCCACCGUGCUCAUGGCCGGCAUGAAGAACUACGUGGCUGAAGCACAGAACCAGCAACGUCCCUCGCAGCACACGAAGGUGCAGGAGACAGUCCGAACGAGCGUAGUCAGCCAGCGAGCACAGGACUUCGACCCAGAACACUGCUGGGACGAGCGCGUACUCAAGAAACAUUUGGAAGAGUGCACCGACUACGAGCAGCGGCGUCGACUGCGCGCGCGCAUACGCACACUCAUGGCUGAGCAGGAAGCAUGCGCGAGCGCCGUGACGGAGGCGCUAGCGGCGGCCGGCGAGACGCCGACGGAGGCGGAAGCGCGCGAGGAAGAGGAAGUAACGACUGUGACAUCGAGCGUGCGGAGGAACUCCUCAGAGAAAACCGUUAGCAGUAGCACCACCACUAAAACUUCAAAGGUCAGUUUCAUAUUGAUCGAGAGCAUGACGCGGCCGGCUCCCAAGCCCGUGUCGCCGUUCGCCAAGUUCCGACAGCUUGAGAAGCAGAACUCUACCACCAGUCCCAACUCGCCCAAGUCGCCGCAGAGCCCGGGCUCUCCGUCACAGCCCUUCUUCAAGUUCACCGACCCCGCGCUGCAAGCCAGCGCUGUCACUAUAAAAGAACGGCUGCUGCAGUGGUGUCGCGACAAGACUCGGGACUACGAGAAUGUGAAGCUGGAGAACUUCUCGACGAGCUGGGCGGACGGGCUGGCGUUCUGCGCGCUCGUUCACCACUUCCUACCUGACGCCUUCGACUACUCUAAACUCACGCCGGAGAAGCGCCGCCACAACUUCACGCUCGCCUUCAAAGUCGCCGAUGAGAAGGCGGGCAUCUACCCGCUGCUAGACGUGGACGACAUGGUCGCCAUGCGCAAGCCGGACUGGAAGUGCGUCUUCACCUACGUGCAAUCCAUCCACCGCCGCUUCAAGGAUGAGCGCUGACCGGCGAACGCUGUGUCUUUGGCCACACUACUCUUUUGAAAUUCGAACGCACUGGCGGUUGAAACAAAAGACGUUCGAUUACGUUUUAAAAAUCGAAUAACUUUCUGAUUUCGUGUUGGUACGAAUGAAUGGAACGUCUAUUGAUUCGACUGUAGAUAGGAAUUUUGAAAUUUGAACGCACAGGCGGUUGAAACAAAAAACGCGCGAAUGCAGUUGCAAAAUUGAAUAACUUUCUGAUUUCGUGUUUGUACGAAUGGAACGUCUAUUGAGUCGUUUGACUAUGCGCAGUAUCAUACAUAGUUGGGGUCAGUAAUAGACGUAUAUAAUAGAGAAAUAAAACAAUUCUAAGGUGACAACAUUGUUUCGUAUCAGCACGUCUGUUGUUUCAAUUACCUGUGGUUUAUAACAGAAACAUUGUAAUAUUUCUUCGAUUGAACUGUAUCUUGAACGAAAAUUUUUGUGAACAAAAAGGAAGGUUAUGUCGAAAUUACAGACAAUAAAAUUCGCUAAUUUAAUACCUAUGAGUAUUUUCGUGCAAUUGAACAAAUAUCAGAAUAGUGAUGCGAAAACCAUCGAUAAACGUUACAACUGUGGCCAAAAAUAUAGCGUUAGUUAAAUUUAAGUAGUCGAACGCUAAAGUCACAAAGUAUAUAUUUUUUGUAUAAUCGAAGUGUAUAUUUAGAGUCCAAAGAGCGUAUGUUGUUAUUGUUUGUUUGUGUUAAUGUUUGUCAGAUGUUUAUCAAGUCCGCCCAGCUCGUUGACUCCAGCGUCUCGUCAGUCCUAAUUAUAGUAAUCUCAAGAUGUAUGUGAUUUUUAUAUUAGCUCAUAAGCUCCACUAACAGGUAUGUACCGACUGUAGGUUAGUCCGUAGAUUUUUAUACAUUUUCACCUUUGCGAUUGGACCCCUGAUUGCAAGGAUCGCUUUGACUUAUUUAUCUACAUAAGGAAGUAGAAUCCUCGCGUCGCUCAGGCGUUCAUUUCAACGUCCAUUAACUUGUAUUCAUGAUCAUUUCAACUUGACUUAUUAAUAAUCGCGGCUUAAAUAAUCGCCUACUGAUUUUAUCAAAUUGAUCAUAUUAUAUUAUAAUAAUUUAUAAGUUAAUUUAUAUUGAUAUGCAAUAAAAUAUUAUUAACAAUU
Molecule: messenger RNA, 10386 nt
Organism: Leguminivora glycinivorella
Lineage: Eukaryota; Metazoa; Arthropoda; Insecta; Lepidoptera; Tortricidae
Product: serine/arginine repetitive matrix protein 2
Exons: 22
Coding region: 120-9248 (3042 amino acids)
Molecular function (GO): protein binding
Source: RefSeq, a predicted model, not a curated record